AUGCAAUCGCAAACCGCCCCCGCGCAGGGCCUCAGCGGCGCCAACAUCUCCAAGCGCCGCAAGUUCGUCGCCGACGGUGUCUUCUACGCCGAGCUCAACGAGUUCUUCCAGCGCGAGCUGGCCGAGGAGGGCUACUCUGGCGUCGAGGUCCGCGUCACACCCACCGUCACCGACAUCAUCAUCCGCGCCACACACACUCAGGAGGUGCUGGGAGAGCAGGGCAGGAGGAUCCGCGAGCUCACCAGCCUGAUCACUCACCGCUUCCGCUUCCCUCCGGACAGCGUCUCGCUCUACGCCGCCAAGGUGCAGUCCCGUGGUCUCUCUGCCGUCGCCCAGUGCGAGUCCCUCCGCUACAAGCUUCUCAACGGUCUUGCCGUUCGUCGUGCAUGCUAUGGUGUGCUUCGCUUCAUCAUGGAGUCCGGCGCCAAAGGCUGCGAGGUCGUCGUCUCCGGCAAGCUGCGUGCCGCCCGUGCCAAAUCCAUGAAGUUCACCGACGGCUUCAUGAUCCACUCCGGUCAGCCCGCCAAGGACUUCAUCGACUCCGCCGUCCGCCACGUCCUGCUCCGUCAAGGUGUGCUCGGUAUCAAGGUCAAGAUCAUGCGCGCCUCGUCCUCUCCCAUGGACCCGGCUGGUGAGAAGUCUGGUGGCAAGGGUCUGCCCGACAGCGUCACUAUCAUUGAGCCAAAGGAGGAGCAGCCCAUCUCGCAACCAGCUUCCCAGGAUUAUGGUGCCAAGGCCGCUCAGGCGCAGGCGAAUCUGCAGCAGAGGCAGGCCGAGGCGGAAGGUGGACAGGAGGGCGGCGAGCAGCCACAGGCGGGUGAAGGCGAGUAUUAG
Messenger RNA from Saxophila tyrrhenica, 834 nucleotides. RefSeq names its product 40S ribosomal protein S3 (gene RPS3). Lineage: Eukaryota; Fungi; Ascomycota; Dothideomycetes; Mycosphaerellales; Extremaceae. Gene Ontology annotation, molecular function: RNA binding; structural constituent of ribosome. Gene Ontology annotation, cellular component: nucleus; cytosolic small ribosomal subunit. The record is from RefSeq and is a predicted model, not a curated record. The transcript is spliced from 3 exons. The coding region runs from base 1 to 834 and encodes 277 amino acids. Gene Ontology annotation, biological process: translation.